ACUUCAGCAAUUUUCCAAUGGUGUUUGACAUACCGUUGCUUAAAGCAUGCAUUUAUUAUAUAUUGGAGUUUUAUGAAGGCUUUCAAAGGCAUUUCUUUCAUAACCUGAGCAGUAAUUAGAUCGUAACCUGGUGAUUUUUUAUUUGAUAGUUGAUGUAAACACAUACUUUUUAUUUCUUUUAAUCUUACAAUUGGUAUUUCACUUUCAUCUAUCUUAUCAACUAACUGUAAGCUAUUUUCAGCCGCGUUUGUUGGGUAUGGCUUAAAAACAUUCGCAAGAUGCUCCGCGAAAAGGUUAGCUUUUUCUUUUGGGUUACCGAUCCAUUUCCCAAAAAAUAUUCGGCAAACAUAUUUGCUAUGUCCUCUGGGUAAUGACUUUCUACAUUUUGGUAGCUCAUAUUAGUUGGGUAACCAUCAGAUUUUCUCUGAAGAUUUACAAAUUUCCAGAAAUUUCGUGGAUUAGAUUUAAGAUCAUCUUCAGUUCUAAAUAUGAAGUCCGAAUUAAGAAAUUAGAGUAGUUAAUAAAUUCAUUUUUAAGUCUAUCAUAUUCAUUUUGAGCUUCAUCACUCCAGGAUCGAUUUAACUUCACCCAAGCCUUGUUUCUUUUAUUUUUAAGAGUUUUAAUAUGUUGAUCAAACAACGGUCUAAAUGUCUAAUUUUUUGUAACGGAAUCGUUUCUAAGAAACAAUCAAACAAGAUUUUAUAAAAACGAAAGACCAUUUCAUCAAGACUAACAUUCAAAAACAAGAUAUUCCAGUUAAUCUCAUUCAGUAAGUCGUAGAGUACGGAUUAAUUACAUUUUUAAAAGUUGGAAUCAUGCAUAUUCUUACAAUUUUGACUUACAUUAAUAAUGUAACGAUGAAUUACUGAACUACUUUAAGAUAAAAGUCUGAACACACUACCUACUACUGCAAAGGUAGAAAUGUGAACGGACCUUUAGUAAUUAAGAAAAUAUCCCACUGAACACAUCUCAAAAUAUCCCACUGAACACAUCUCAAAAUAUCCCACUAGACUGGAAGUAUGAAGUGCCCUUCCUGGAAAGGAAGUUUCGAGAGACAGGGACGAGAGCCUUCGAGGACGUUCUCGAGUCUCGAGAUUCCGGUAUAAAAGGGCAGCGUAGACACCGACCGGGACAGUUUAAUCUUGAAAGUGAAAGAGUACAGUACAAAGUGAAAUAAAGUGUUGCGAAUUGUUAGUAGUAAAUAAAGUGAUUUAAAAGUGUGUUUGUUUGAGCGAAUAAUAAAAGUAAAUUGAGUUGAAAUUAAGUGUGUUCUUAUUUGAACGGAAAUAUAAGUGGAAAUUAAAUAAGUUUUAUUGUGAACCCGGAAUAAAACAUUACAUUGGUGUCAGAAAAGUGGAAUAAAACUUAUUUAUUUGUGCGAAUCAGAUAAUUUCGCGAAUAAAAUAAAAAGUGCGCGUGUGUUUUAACAAUAAACAAAGUGUAAAACAUUUUGAAAUAAGUAAAAGUGCUCGCGUUUUGAAAAGUUAAAAUGGGUAAAACAUUAAAUCAGUUAAGUUUGACUGAGCUUAAGGCGGAAUUAACUAAGCGAGGUCUUCCUACUGCUGGAUCGAAAAAUGACCUCAUUAUUCGUCUGCAGGAUCAUUUAACCCAGAAGAACGAAAAUUUGGAUACAUUUCAAUUCGAAGUUGAAAUGACAGAAGAACAAGUAAGUAAUACUUCCGAUAUGUCGUCCAUGGUGGCUGUUCUCCUUGCCAAUUUGGAAGAACAACGUAAUGAACAGAAGGAUGAACAGGAAAAUCUUCUUGAACAAAUUGAGACACAACGCAAGGAACAGAGAGAACAAUUAGAAAAACAACGCAAUGAACAAAGAGAACAAAUGGAACAACAACGAACAGAGCAAAAGAGUGAACAACAGAAUCUUCUCGAAAAAUUAGAUGAACAGAAAAACAUCUUCCAAGGUAAACUUGACGCGAUCGAGAACAAGUUCGUUGCUAUUGAUGCUUCCAUCAAAUGCGUUGAAAAGCAAUCUCAAGAAAAGUUCGAGAAAGUUGAAGAAAAACUCGAGAAAGUAGAAGGAAAGUUCGAGAAAGUGGAUGACAAAUUUGAAAAAAUGGAAGUUAAAAUGCAAAGUAUUACUGAGGAACUUGACAAGGUUCGGAAAAUUAAGAUCCGAGAAAGUUCUGGUGAGUACCCAAAGAAGAAGGAAAUGCAUCCACCAACAUUUGAUGGACAAAGUUGUUGGUCGAUCUACAAGAAACAGUUUGAGGCAGCUGCCACAACAAGUGGCUGGGAUGACGAAGACAAAUGUAUAGCGCUGACUAUUGCUCUUAGAGGUCCUGCUGCUGAGUUGUUACAAACUUUACCACCAGAAAAGAAUGGUAACUUUGACGCUCUUGUCCAGGUCAUUGAAAAACGCUUUGGAGAUGGCCAUAUGCAGGAAGUCUUCCGCGUCCAACUCAAUACAAGAGUCCAGAAAAGAGGAGAAACUCUGCAACAACUCCAAGCAGAUAUUGAAAGGUUAGCUCAUCUGGCAUAUCCGACAGCAGGAGACGACAUUAUCAAUCAGUUUGCGACAGAAGCCUUUGUACGUGCUGUAUCUGAUAUAAAUCUUCAGCGAGCAAUUCGAACAGCUGGAAAACGUUCCCUUCCUGAAGCAUUAGCGUUUGCACUGACUAUGGAAGCAGCAGAACAGGCUUCUCAAAGCGUUCAUCGGGUAAGAGAAGUUGCAGUGGAGGAAUGCUCUUGUCAAAAACUCGCAUUCCAAAGAAACCAGCGAGAUGGAGCUGCUCGAUGCUGGAACUGUAACAAGACAGGACAUCUCCAGCGGCAGUGCAGAUUGCCACCAAGAAGAACUGCUUGCGAACACUGUGGAAACAGGAAUAUUGCCCAACAACAGGUAAGCGAUACAACUAACACUCAUGCUCAUCUUGAUUCCCAUUCCGGAAAACGAGUAAGAACCAACUUUGAGGGGCAGAAGCUGGUUUCUGGUAUCAAUGGCUCCAGAACCACAAUUCAAGUCUCACAGACUAAACGAGACAACAAAAGUCUGACAGUGGAAGCGACCAUAAACUACAAACAACACGUGGCUACAAUUGACACCGGUGCCACCGCCUCUAUUGUACGAAGAGACUUGGUGAAGAUGACAUGGCUACAUAACACCAACAGCUACCGUCUGAAGACCGCCACAGGAGAAGCAGCAAGAGUGUACGGAGAAGUUCGUCUUACGAUCCGUAUAGAUGAACUAGAGUUUUCACAUGUGUUUUUGGUGGCAAAUAUAUGUGACGAGUGCAUCAUUGGAAUCGACUUCAUGAAGGAGCAUGGAAUCAUUUUGGAUAUAGGUAAUCAAGUCCUGAAAUACAGAAAUGUAGAGAUUCCAAUGGUCUUCGGCAACGAAAACUCGACAACAAUUAGAACUGUCAUCAAAGAAGACAUGUGCCUGCCUCCUUCUUCAGAAGUUUUUGUGUGGACCAAGUUAAAGGGGAACUUUGGCAGCCAUCGAUACCUCAUGGUUGAACCAGAAGUUGAGCAAAGUUCCGAAAACAUCAUCAUCGGGAAGACUCUUGUGGCACCAAAGAACAACAUGGUACCUGUACGGAUACUUAACAUCAAACCGUACCCAAUCAAGCUUAAGAAAGGAGAAGUUGUUGGGCAAUGUGAAUCUGUGGCCGCAAUAACUAAGAUCAACGAAGUGGAUACACAGAUGACUAUGAACUCGGAGAAACUAAAGAAACAAAUUCUCAAUUCAGACAACCUGAGUCAACAUCAGCUUAAUGUUGCGGGAAGGCUUCUUCAUGAAUAUGCUGAUAUCUUCUCUUCACCCAGUGGGCAAUACGGCCGAACACAACUGGUGCAGCAUCGAAUCGAUACAGGAGAUGCUAGGCCGAUUCGUCAACCAGCAAGACGUCUCCCCUUGGCCAAACAAGGUGAAGUUGAAGAAAUAAUAACAACAAUGAAGAAAGACGGGCUAAUCGAAAAUUCCAAAAGCCCUUGGGCAUCACCGGUAGUUCUCGUCAAAAAGAAGGAUGGAAGCACUCGAUUUUGUGUCGGCUAUCGCAGGCUGAAUGAUGUGACGAAGAAAGACAGCUACCCACUGCCAAGAAUCAGUGAUACUCUAGAUGCAAUGGAAGGAGCACAAUGGUUUUCGACUUUGGAUUUGAAGAGUGGCUACUGGCAGGUGGAAAUCCAUCCAGAAGAUCGGGAGAAGACGGCUUUCUCCACAGGAAAUGGUCUGUGGCAGUUUAAUGUCAUGCCGUUUGGGCUAUGCAAUGCCCCAGCGACUUUUGAGCGCUAAAUGGAGUGCGUUUUAAAUGGAUUAACCUGGAAAUCUUGCCUAGUCUAUUUGGAUGAUGUCAUCGUUUACGGAAAAACAUUUGAUGACCAUUGUGAAAACCUAAAGGCUGUAUUCCAAAGGCUACGAGAAGCACAUCUGAAGUUGAAUCCAAAGAAAUGUGCACUUUUCAAGACCGAGGUUAAAUAUUUGGCAUAUCAUCUCAUCCCAAGGAGUGAAGACUGAUCCUGAAAAAGUUGACACUGUGAAGAACUGGCCAACCCCUCAGGACAAGCAUCAACUUCGGAGUUUCCUCGGUCUGGCAACGUACUAUCGACGAUUUGUGAAGGAUUUUGCGAGAAUCGCCAAAAGCUUGCACCAACUUACGGAGAAGGGUAAACCCUUUAAAUGGUCAGGUGAGUGUGAGAAAAGCUUUCAGGAACUGAAGCUGCGGUUAUGUGAAGCUCCUGUGCUGGCCUAUCCGACUCCAGGCAAACAAUUCAUCAUUGACGCAGAUGCAAGUAAUGUUGGAGUUGGUGCUGUUUUAUCGCAAGUUCAUGACGGAGAAGAAAAGGUCGUUGCCUAUUUCAGCAAGGUACUCUCGAAACAAGAAGGGAACUUCUAGCUCUAGUAUUGGCAACAAAGCACUUCCAUAAGUACAUCUAUGGACAGAAGUUCCUUCUUCGCACAGAUCAUGGUGCGCUAAAUUGGCUUUUGAACUUCAAAAAUCCAGAGGGUCAAGUAGCAAGAUGGAUCGAGAUACUUCAGACGUAUCAAUGUCAGAUUCAACAUCGAAGAGGAAAGCUGCAUUCAAAUGCAGACGCAUUAUCUCGGCGCCCGUGCAAGCAAGACUGCAAGCAUUGCACACGACUAGAAGAAAAGGAAGUUGUCGCUGUUAGAAGAACGAGAGCUGAUCCCAUUUGCGGCUGGAGUAAUGAAGAACUCAGAAUGGCCCAACAGGAAGAUUCGGACAUCGAACCCAUCCUUGCAUGGAAGGAACAUCAAGAGAAACCAGAAUGGGCCGACAUCUCCGACCGAAGCCCCACUCUAAAAGCAUAUUGGGCACAAUGGGACUCACUUCAUGUGCAAGAAGGGCUACUCAGGCGUAAGUGGGAAUCCGCAGAUGGUAAAUCCUAUGUAAUGCAGCUAGUCGUACCUCAGUCAAAGGUAAAUGAUGUUCUCCGAGAGAUGCACGGUGGGAUUUCUGGAGGCCCUUUAGGCAUCAACAAGACGCUGGAAAAUCUACGACAGCAAUUCUACUGGUUACGUAUGAGAGAAGACGUUGAAAAGUGGUGCCAAAAAUGUGAUACUUGUGCCGCUAGCAAAGGACCAGCUAGAAAAAUCCAAAGCAAGAUGCAGCAGUACAAUGUGGGUGCACCUUUUGAGAGAAUUGCAAUAGACGUAGCAGGUCCUUUUCCCGAAAAUCGAUACAUCCUUGUAGUGAUGGACUACUUCAGCAAACGGCCUGAGGCAUUUGCCAUUCCAAACCAGGAAACCAAAACAGUUGUGGAUAAGAUUGUCUUUCAUUGGGUGAGCAGGUUCGGAGUACCCAUGGAACUUCAUUCCGACCAAGGAAGGAACUUCGAAUCUAAGAUCUUUCAAGAGGUUUGCUCACUCCUUGGCAUCAAGAAGACGCGAACAACACCGCUUCAUCCACAAUCUGAUGGGAUGGUUGAGCGAUUUAACAGGACACUUAAGGAACACCUGUCAAAAGUAGUCAAUGAUAAUCAACGAGACUGGGACCGACACUGGUUGACAUUCACCAACGGACAAGGACAAAUAUAAAAGCGUCUAGUGACAGGAUGAAAACAAGAUAUGACGCACGAGCGACAGCAACAGGUUUUCAAGAAGGAGAACUUGUGUGGUUUUACAAUCCCCACCGACAAAAGGGACUAUCACCGAAGCUACAACAAAACUGGGAAGGCCCUUACACAGUAAUAACCAGAAUUAACGACGUGGUUUACCGUAUACAAAGAGGGGUAAGAGGCAAACUAAAGGUAGUUCAUUGUGACCGUUUACAUCGUUAUAAUAGUGAAAGAAGCAAUGGAGUUGUUCGGGACGAACAAUCCUAAGAGGAGGGCAAUGUAACGAUGAAUUACUGAACUACUUUAAGAUAAAAGUCUGAACACACUACCUACUACUGCAAAGGUAGAAAUGUGAACGGACCUUUAGUAAUUAAGAAAAUAUCCCACUGAACACAUCUCAAAAUAUCCCACUGAACACAUCUCAAAAUAUCCCACUAGACUGGAAGUAUGAAGUGCCCUUCCUGGAAAGGAAGUUUCGAGAGACAGGGACGAGAGCCUUCGAGGACGUUCUCGAGUCUCGAGAUUCCGGUAUAAAAGGGCAGCGUAGACACCGACCGGGACAGUUUAAUCUUGAAAGUGAAAGAGUACAGUACAAAGUGAAAUAAAGUGUUGCGAAUUGUUAGUAGUAAAUAAAGUGAUUUAAAAGUGUGUUUGUUUGAGCGAAUAAUAAAAGUAAAUUGAGUUGAAAUAAAGUGUGUUCUUAUUUGAACGGAAAUAUAAGUUUAAAUUAAAUAAGUUUUAUUGUGAACCCGGAAUAAAAUUUUACAAUAAUAUUUAAGUUUAACGAAAUAGAUAACGCAGGAUGAUAACGAUCUUCUUCAAUGAGCUUCGUAUCAGCGAGUAAUGUAGUUCCAUCAGAAUUAUUGAGGUCAGAAAAGUACACAAGGUCUAAGAUUCUACCAAAUUGGUUUUUGAUAUUGCUUAAUUGAUGAAGUCCAAAUGAAGUCAUUUCAUCGAUAAAAAGAGCUUCGUUGUUGCUCGACGCAUUAACGGCAUGAUAACAUUCUAGUUCCGGCGAUUUUGUCCAUUUAAGAUUUGGUAGAUUAAACUCACCAAUAACAAAAAGUUCAUCAGAAGGCUCAAUUUUGUCGCUUAUAGAUUCUAAGCAAUCGAUAAGUUUGUUGUAGACAUCACAAGUGGAGGAAGGAGGGAUGUAACAAACAACAACAUAUAAAUAUCCAGCCGGAAUUGAUAUUUUUACACAAAUUAUUUCAAGACUGGAGUCCAAAAAAUCGUCGACAAGAUUACAAAAUAGAUGAUUACGAACGGCUAUUAACAAACCUCCUCCAACAGUUACUAUAUUAUUGUCGUUAUGGCGAUCACGUCGAAAAAUUUGAAAAUUGGAAUCGAAUAAUUCUGCGUCAGCAAAAGAAUUAUUUAGCCAGGUUUCUGUGAGUAUGAGAACAUCAUGAGGCAUAUUAUUUACAUUUUUAUAGACCUUGUUGGUCUUAGUCCGGAGGCCAUUUACGUUCUGGUAAUAAAUCAUUAAUUUUUGUAGCUGCUUUGGCUGCGCAUUGUCAAUAGUUUUUGAAAAUGGUGAGAGUUGUGGUUUGAUUUUCUAUUUUGAUACUCAUGCAUGACUAUUCCAUUCGGCCAGAAAGAAAUUGAGUUUAGGAUGUAGAAAAUUUAAUUUUAAAUGAUGAAUAUUUAGAAAAGUUGCCAUGGAGAAUUUUUUCAACGAUUACAGAAUUUAAUGUUCCAAUCUUAGAUUUAAUAUGGCAUUUCACAUCAAAAGCAUUUGUAGAUGGAGCAAGUUUCGAAAUAAAGAGUGUUUUGUGUCCUUCAACUAUUUUUAAACCUGACUCAAUAGGUGAAAUAAAAUGUCCAUCAGUAACUGGGCCCGUACGAGGAAAUGUGUUGAUAGGAUUAGCAAUCAUUUCUAAAGAUUGCUGGUCAAUUAAUAACGAAGGAGUAGCUGUUGUCGAUGUAUUAUUUCAAGGUAAAGUUGGGAAAUUACAUUGUUUUGAUGUAGAAAGUUCCUUCGAAGUAUCAAGAUCAACAGAUUGUUCUUGUCGUGCUGUGUUAUAAGCAAAUUCUUGGGAUGAAUUUAUAACUAUAGCUGUGGCAGGUUUUAUUGUCAAAUGGUUUGUUUCAGAUAUUUUGGUAUCCAUUUUAUCCAGUUUUCUUUUCAAGGGUGCAGAAUCAGAUGUAGAUGGAUUAUUUACUAUUAAAUGAUCAUGAUUUUGUACUACAUUUUGUAAAGAUUGUUGAUUGGAAGCAAUAUCUUCAAUUUUCUUAUUCAGUUGAAGCAAUUGGUUAUGAAGAUUGUCAAGAUUUUGCUUGUUUUAUAGUACAUCACGUACAAUCUUCGUAUAUGCAAACGGGUCACAUUCUUCACAAAAAAAAUAAAAAGAUUUUCUAUGUUCGAACAGUUAAAUAGAGCUGAGCGGAGCGUUAAACAUUUUAUGUGCAACAAUUUGCGACAGCUUCCAUGACAAAUAAUAGCGUCAAUCAGGUAAUCUGCGAUAUUAUUACACAAACCGCACGCAGACAUAAUAAUUUGUGUUAUUUAUAAUUUUUUGUUUUUUAGAGGUGAUAAUAUGAAUUUACGGCGAUUUUUGUUUCAUAAAAUAAAAUUGAUAUUAUUUGCUAAAAUGUUCGCUCGCAGUGUACUCCGAAUUUAGUAAUGUACUUAGUAGGUACACAAACCAUGCAGUAGUAAUAAGAUCUCUAGGGUUUCUAGGUCACGCUGGGGCCCUUCAAGCAAGAAAACGGAGUCCAGAAAAGACAGUCCGACCUCCGACCGAGAAAAGCGGGGUUGCACUCACACUCUUGCAACUUUUUGUGUAUGAACACAAAGUCUAAGAGAAUCGUGGUGAAAACUGAGAAAAGGAAAAAAAAGUAGACAGACAUAGCCAACAAGAGCAAAAGCGUCAUUUUGUUAUUUUUUUUUUGAAGUGUUUAGUCGCGUCGUGUCUCGUGUCGUUGUUAAUAAAAUAUAAGUAUAAUUAUAAACAAUUAUAUCAAACUAUUAACAAUAUGGAAACAAAAAAAGAUGUAAUCUCUAAUGAUGAAGAAAAAGGCAGAAGGUGAAACAUGCGAUUGGGCAUCUAAAGAAACACCAACAACAGCAGCAACAACAAAUAAAAUAAAAUGAAAAAAAUGUAUUGUAUUUUAUAUUGUGAAAAUUUCGUUUGCCAAAAUUAAAUAAAAAAUAAAACAGUUUCAGUGAAAAAAAAAAAAAAUCUUGUUCUUUUUUUGGUUGCAAAUGCGAUACGUCAUCCCUUUUUUAUUCCUCUUUCUGGUAGGUUUUCGCUGCUCCGACUCAGGUCCGCCUUCGGCUCCAUUUUCUCGGAAUGGAGAUUUUCACCACACCAAUACAUAUGCAAUCGACUUCGCGGUGAUUAUAAUUUCCAUACUAAUUUGAGCCGCCUUCGGACCAGUUUCUGAUCCGAAGUCGGACUCAGCUCCGCCUCAGGCGGAGCGGAUUCGGACCGAGGUCAGACCUGUUUGCUUGAAGGGGGAGCGUCAAAACUGAUGGAUGAUGAGGAUGAUGAUUUGUUGUUUUUAGACGUAAAACAGCUGAUGUAAGAGUAGUGAAAUAAAGAGAAAACAAAGUAUGGUGUAGUCUCUUGAAUAGGUACUUGGUAGAACAUAGACUAAAGAUGAACUCACCGGGAAGAUGUUUAUUGAUGGCUUGUAUGUAAAUGCAUGCAUGCAGUGAUGAAAAGGGCAGCGGAUGGGGGCAAGCUGAUGCUCUCAGUGUGAUGAAUGCUGGUGGCAGGCAAGACAAUGAUUUUUGUCGUCACAAGAUGUAGGCCCAGUUGUUGUCCGCAGUCAAUGAUUUGAUUUUUUUAAUGCAAAGAAAAACCAAGGAUGUAGUCAUCAAAUAUGUACAAGGCAGAACAUAUAUCAAAAUUGUGCUCACCGGGGGGAGACAAUUGAAUGAGUUAGCUCUAUUCUCAAUAAAGAGAAAUUAUUAAGAUUGGUGGUAGUUGUUGUUGUUGGUAGAUACAGCAAGACACAAUAACUUUUAAUAGGUUUUAUUUUUUUUUAGGUAAAAGUUAAAUGACAACUAAUUGGCGAAAUUGAUUGAAAUUAAUUUAAUUUAAAGGCAAAAAGACACUAGAAUAAUUUAACACUUUUUAACUUGAUAUAUAUGACGAUUAAAACGUUCAAUAAUAAGAAAUAUUCGGAGCAGAAAUAAAACACAGCCAAUCACUUAGAGAGAGUUUCUCAUGUGCCCAUGAAAUCUCAAAAUCAGCCAACACUCUCUUAUAAAAUAUUUUCAAUUACAUACAGUUUAUGUAAGUCUAGGUUCAUAUCGUCGGCGUAAAGCAAAAUUGUUCUGAGUCCUUAAGAAAUCCUAUGCACUUAUAACAAUUUUGCUUUACGCCGACGAUAAAUACCUAUUUGAAAUAUUUCGCAGCAGCUGAUUGCUUAGAAAGUCAAAGACGAAUUGAAAUCAUUUCUAUCUACCCACUUGCACUCCUUUUUUAUUUUCGCGGGAGAGUGAGUAAGGUCAUGGUCGUAAGAGAUCCUUUCUUAUUGUUCUCUUCUUAAAUUAAAAAAAAAAGCUUUUUUGUCGGCUGAAAAAUUCUCUUCUUGGCUGGAAAAAAUUUUGAUGACAUUCUGUUCUAUGGGAUGCGAUAUCUGUAUAUAAUUGUCUGUGCUAACAGAUUAAAUAAAUACCCUGAUGAAGUAAGGAAGCACUAAUGAAACGUUGGGAAAAUAAUGGGGAAGAACUUGCUUUUAUUCGCAUUUUCUUUAUGUGGACCAAAACAGCCUAACAACAGUGGAAUAUUUACACUAAAAAAUUGGUCAAAUUUAACAAAUAGAGAUAAAGAUAGUUUUUGGAAUUUCCCUAUUCAACGCAUUAGAGCAUCCAAAAGAACAUUCUAAAAUAGAUACACCGCCAAAAACUUCACAAAGACACGUCUACAAAAUAAAGCGAUUGGCCCAAAGAGAUACUUUGAAGUAGAGCCUACGAUUUUGUUCGUGUAUUUAAUUACACGUGUACCAGAUGCACGUGUACACGUAUAUCUGAAAAACAUUUACACGUUUACUUUAUUUAUUAUUACAAAUCUAUUUUGUCCCAUUCAAAUUAUCGCAAAAACUUUUGUAAGUAAUUUGCAAGAGAGGGGCUUUGGGAGCUUAUACCACUCAAAUAAAUUUUCAUCUACUUUCAAAUAUUAUACGACUAAAACGUACAAUAAAUAAAACAGAUUUGAUUAGGGGUGUUUUCAUAAACGUCGGAAAUCUGCGUUAGUACAAUCGUCUUUCUGCUUUGCUGCAUUAAUGAACACACCAAUAUUCUGCAGAAUGUUUGCAGGCCUACAUUAGUACAAUAAUUUUCAGCAGUUACUGAGUGUUCAUAAACGUCAGUAAAAAAUAUAAAAAUGAUCACAGAAUGAGUUUUGUUUCCUUUUUCAGUUCCCGAAAACAUUAAUUUUAAUAACAAGGAAAAUAAUUUUUUUUUUCAAUAAUUUAAAAAAAAAUUUUUUUGAACCACCCUAAUGGAAAUUUUAUUUUCUUCGAUAAUUUGGUAUAAAUAAUAUCCACGUUGAUUUUUUUCGAAUUCCACAAGAAAUUAUAGAAGACAACAAUUUUUAGAGCCACCCUUACACAAAAAAAAUUAAACUCGAUCUAUCAAAAAACACGAUUAAGAAGUUUUCUGUAUCACUAUAACAUACAUUUUUCAAAAAAUUAAAAAAAAAGAAACAUUUUUUUGCACCACCCUAAUUAAUAUGUUUGCUUUUAAUUUUUUUUUACAAUAUUUACAUUUAUUAACAAUAAAAACAUCAUUGUAUUUGAAAGUUUUUCACCUUAUUGACCUCAAAAAUCGUAAUAAAAAGAAACAAUAAAAUAACAACAACUGUGUUUAAUUUAAAAAAUUCUUUUUAUUCAACACGAAUGCAUUUCGGUUCUCAGCUGCGGAACCAUUAUCAGCGAACGACGUUUAAACAAAACCAAAGAAAUUACAAAUAUUACUUGCAUUUAAGGUUAAACAAAGAGAUUACAAACAUUACUUGCAAAAGAAAAAGAAAAACAAAAAAACAAAAACAAAAAACAGAGUUUCUAUUUAUUCUCUUUUGAGUGCGUUGAAAAGUUGAGAGUCAAUAAUUGGUCCAGGUUCCAAGUUCAUCAAAUUGUUGUUUAUGUGUAUAUGUAUGGAUUCAUAGGCAUCAAGUUUAUUUGGUUUGUUUACUUUUUUUAAAAGCUUAAAAUUGUUGUCAAAAGAAGUUAUUGUGUGUUGAUUGUCAUUAUUUGGAUCAUAGAUGUGGGCUGCUAUUGCUUUGUCUAUCUCUUUCUUUUUUACGGAUCGAAGAUGUUCGUUGAAUCUAACCUCAGCAGCUCUCCUUGUUUGUCCAAUAUAUUUUUUGUCACAGUUAGAACAAGAGAUUUGAUAAAUGCCGCUGCAUCGGUUAGUUGGUGUGUUGUCUUUUGUGGAUCCUAGGAGAGUUUUUAAUUUGUUGUUGUUGGUAUGUACAAUGCUCAUUUCUGAUUUCGCAAAGACAUGUAUCAGCUUGUUGGUAAUAUUUGGGGCGAAGGGUAGAGUGAUACGUUGUUUUUGUGCAUUUGUAUUUUGUUCGAACAAAGUACUAACGUUGUUUCGCUUUAACUUUUUCGAGUGCUUUUUGAUCAGUUGGUCUAUGAUUGAUUUCUCGUACCCGUUCACAUUAGCUAUAUGAAGUAUUUGUUGGUAUUCUCUCAUAUAGUUUUCAACAGAUAGAGGAAGACGGCAUAAUCUGAACACCAUGGAAUGAAAAGCUGCUUGUUCUAACUGUGACAAAAAAUAUAUUGGACAAACAAGGAGAGCUGCUGAGGUUAGAUUCAACGAACAUCUUCGAUCCGUAAAAAAGAAAGAGAUAGACAAAGCAAUAGCAGCCCACAUCUAUGAUCCAAAUAAUGACAAUCAACACACAAUAACUUCUUUUGACAACAAUUUUAAGCUUUUAAAAAAAGUAAACAAACCAAAUAAACUUGAUGCCUAUGAAUCCAUACAUAUACACAUAAACAACAAUUUGAUGAACUUGGAACCUGGACCAAUUAUUGACUCUCAACUUUUCAACGCACUCAAAAGAGAAUAAAUAGAAACUCUGUUUUUUGUUUUUGUUUUUCUUUUUCUUUUGCAAGUAAUGUUUGUAAUCUCUUUGUUUAACCUUAAAUGCAAGUAAUAUUUGUAAUUUCUUUGGUUUUGUUUAAACGUCGUUCGCUGAUGAUGGUUCCGCAGCUGAGAACCGAAAUGCAUUCGUGUUGAAUAAAAAGAAUUUUUUAAAUUAAACACAGUUGUUGUUAUUUUAUUGUUUCUUUUUAUUACGAUUUUUGAGGUCAAUAAGGUGAAAAACUUUCAAAUACAAUCAAUCUGACCACAAACCCGGCUAAUUUUUUACAAAUUAAUUGUGAACUUAACUUAAAAUAAAAACAUCGAAUCAAAAGCUUCUUCGCGAGUUCUGCAGCCAUAAAAUUCUGGCUGCGCAAUCUGCCCGACGCGUAGCGACGUUGACGAAAUAAAUGACGAUUAUGAACAGCUGUACUGCAGUUGGACUUAGUUAGUCUGAUCGCAGGUCUGACUUUAUGAACACGUCUAACGCAGGCCUAAGUUAGGCAGACGGUUAUGAAAACACCCUAGAUUAUCAAGCACUAAAACCAAAAAAUAAUUUAAUUGUAGUAUAGUUUGAACAAAACCUUCUACACCUUUUGAUCUAAAAAUCGUUUUAUUUAUUUUACUUUUUAGUUGUAUAAUAUUUGAAAGUAGAUGAACAUUUAUUUGGGUGGUAUGAGCUCCCAAAGCUCUCUCUUGCAAAUUACUUACAAAAGUUUUUGCAAUAAUUUGAAUGGGACAAAAUAGAUUUGGGGUGUUUCAACAAAAAAAUCGAAUCCGUCAAAAGUCAUUCUAAUUGGACUGUUCUGUAAUGUAAUCUGUGUAAUGCUCUGUAGUCUAACGAAAAUUAAUGGCUUGAGGAGCAUAAAAUUGAUGGUAUGUCUUGGCUUGUCCAAUCCGGACCCCAAUUCAAUUGAAAAUUUGAGGGCGAUCGUUGAAAAGUCAUUGGGUGCAGAAAAGUCGAGAAAUAAGGACGAAUUGUGGCAAAAACUUCAAGAGGCUUGGUAAGCAAUACCUAGAAGUACUUGUCGCAAAUUAGUGGAAUUAAUGCCACGAAAAGUAUGUGCGGUGAUUGCUUUUCGGUGAGGUGAGUGCUUUUCGACUAUAUAUUAGUUUUGACCACAAAAAAUAAUUGAAACAUGAAAUAAUUUCUGUUUUUUGAGCAGUGGUCCUUUUUAUUUUCGUAUUUUUUUAUUUUUUUUUUAAACAAAAAAUCUUGUUAAACAAUAAAUUGAUUUAAAUUCCUGGUACUGUUAGUAUUAUAUUAAUAAUUUCUUUAAUUUUAAAAACAAAUAAAAAUAUGUGUUUUAUGAUUUGUUUCUAAAGUAAGAAAAAGUGGUAUUAUUGUUUUGUCCAUCACUGUAGGUCAAACUCUUAUAACACACUGCCACGAAAGCCGCACAUUCAUGACGCGAUGGCCGAGUGGUUAAGGUGUUCGACUGCUAAUUCUAUGUGCUUGCACAUCGUGUCGGCGUAAAGUAAAAUUGUUCUAAAUCCACUUUUUACCGAAAAUGAGAUAAUGAGUCGUAUGCAUAAAAGGUAGCAUAUGCUUUUACUAGUAAAUUUUAAUAGUAUUUACUACUUUCCAUAUGCAUAAAAAACAUAGUAAAUGCUGGAAAGGUAGUAUUUACUAGAAGAAUAGUAUCUACUAGUUUUGGAUGAAUUUUUAUAGUAAAUACUGGUUUCGGUAUGCAUAAAAAACUAGUACGAACUUUUACUUUCUAGUAUUUACUGCUAAUUUUUCAAGUUUCUAAAUACCAACUUGAACAUUUACUAGUAAAAACUUUCUCAUGUUAAAUGCCGACAUCAUCAGUCGCGACUUUACUUUCAAAGCAAUCGGUUUGCAGAGGAUUUACUUCGAAUAUAAAAAUGGCAGCUUUUUUCAAUUUAAGAUCGGAAAAAAUUUAUAAACAGCGAAGAACGCCCGCGAAUAAUAAUUUUAAAAUGCUCUACCGUUUUGAGAAAGAUAACGUUGAGUGGCUAAGCGAAUAUUUUAUGGGUAAGAUAUUUUAUUUGCAAUUAAUUGAAUCUGAUAAAUUUAUUUAUCCUUUUUACAAUUAAAAAUCUCAAGGUUCUCAAUCUGAGAGAAGGGGAGGAGCAACGUGAAGAAAAUUAUGUGUACUAAAAUUAAAAUGCUUUUUUUCGGCAUUUGUCCUAUGCGUAUAAAACUCCUUAACCGCCUUAGACUCCAGUUGUUAUUAUCAACAAAUUGGUUACAAAAGAAGAAAAUUAUAGAACGUUAAAAAUACAGAACAAAAAAAAGCAACAGCAUUUAUAUAGAUAUCUAGUAUAUACUAUUACUUUCAGAUGAAUUAGUAGUAUUUACUGGGAUGAAUCCAGUAUUUACUACUAGUUUGUACUAGCUAGUAGAAACUAAGGUUUUUGCAUACCGAAUGUAGUAAAUACUAUUAGUUUCAGCUUUUACUAGUAGUACUAGUAUUUACUAUAAACCUUUUACUACUAGUAAUUACUUUUUUUUAUGUAUAUGCCUCAAUGAGCCGUAAGCAUAAAAGGUAGCAUAUAUGCUUUUAUACUAGUGAAUUUUAAUAGUAUUUACUACUUUCCAUAUGCAUAAAAAACAUAGUAAAUGCUGGAAAGGUAGUAUUAACUAGAAGCAUAGUAUUUACUUGUUUUGAAUGAAUUUUUAUAGUAAAUACUGGUUUUGGUAUGCAUAAAAAACUAGUACGAACUUUUAUUUUCUAGUAUUUACUGCUAAUUUUUCAAGUUUCUAAAUACCAACUUGAACAUUUACUAGUAAAAACUUUCUCAUGUUAAAUGCCGACAUCAUCAGUCUCGACUUUACUUUCAAAGCAAUCGGUUUGCAGAGGAUUUAUUUCGAAAAUAAAAAUGGCAGCUUUUUUCAAUUUAAGAUCUGAAAAAAUUUAUAAAAAAGCGAAGAACGCCCGCGAAUAAUAAAUUUUAAGAUGCUCUACCGUUUUGAGAAAGAUAACGCCUUUGCUUUUUUAUAUGAGGCUGUUGAGAUUUGUUAAUAAGUACGGCAUACUUUUCUAGUAUUUUAACAAACUCUAAGGUUGUUGAGCCUUCUACUUUUGCCAUUUUUUUAACUUCGAACACUCACUUUUAAACUCUUAAAUUGUGUUGAAAAUUAAUUUAAUAAUAAAAAAAUUAAUUUAAUAAUAAAUUAAUAUUCACUCGAUGUUGUAGGUAUAUUUGAUUUUUUUUAUUGAAUAAUGAACAUAAAUUUUCUCAAGUUGAAAAUUAUAAGGAACAAAAAAGUAUAAAAUUAUGAUUAAAAAAGUCAAAGUAAUGUAAAGUAAAAAUAGCAAAGUAGAUUUGAAAUAGUGAAGUAAAUUAUAUGUACUAAAAUUAAAAUGCUUUUUUCGGCAUUUGUCCUAAGCGUAUCAAACUCCUUUAUCGCCUCAAACACCAGUUGUUAUUAUCAACAAAUUGUAUACAAAAGAUUGGUUACAAAAGAAGAAAAUUAUAGAACGUUAAAAAUACAGAACAAAAAAAAGCAAAAGCAUUUAUGUACAUAAGUAUCUAGUAUAUACUACUAAUUUUAGAUGAACUAGUAGUAUUUACUGGGAUGAAUCCAGUAUUUACUACUAGUUUAUACUAGCUAGUAGAAACUAAGGUUUAUGCAUACCGAAUGUAGUAAAUACUAUUAGUUUCAGCUUCUACUAGUAGUACUAGUAUUUACUAUAAACCUUUUACUACUAGUAAUUACUUUUUUUAUGCAUAUGCCUCAAUGAUACAAUUUUACUAAUUUGAGGGUGCUCUUUCCAAAUUUGAAAACGGCUUUUGUCUAAAAAAUUUCUUUUCAGCAGAUAAUAGAAAUUAAUGGCACAUAGAACAAUAAACAUAUGUAAGUAGCCUUCUAAAAAUGAGACCAGAGUAUUCUUGAUUGUUCAAAGUCCCAUCAUAUUUUGUUCUAGGUCUACUUUUUAUUUAAGGAAAGUGCGUAGGUACUUGUAUAGGAAUUGUUCUAUGUCCAAUUUUGGGUUUUUAGUUUUAAAAAAUAUUUAAAAAUAGUAUGCACCUACUAAUGAGGUAAACUUGUAUGGUUUAUUCAAGAGAAAAGAACAAAAAAAACAUAACUUGAAUGCCGAACGAGCCAAAAUAUGUCGCUUUAAACCAAUUUGAAACUUAAAAAUCGUCCCCUGUAAAAUUUGCUUUUUGUGGGCUCGAAAUCAAUCUAAUCUUAUUAUUUUUCAUAUUAAAAUUAAUUUGCAAACAAUAGUCAUCGAGCGUUUUUUAAUUAAUUUGUAUGCAUUCGAUUCCCAAUAUCUAACUGUUAUAUCUAUCUUUGAAUGUAGCCCGAUCAAAAAAACGUUUCGUAGAAAAAUCUGACAAACUUCCUAUUCAUUCGAGGCUAGUGAUACCAUCCGAAUUUCGUAGCAAAUACUUUUAGUACGACGAGACCUAUUACUUAUGUUCGGGCGAAUAUUUAAAUCGUUGUAAGGCACUAUACUGCGAAAUGAUUCUAAAGUGGUCAAACUAAAACAAAGUGAACGCCAUAUUUAUAGCUUUGUUUUGUUAUAAUUCCGGUUUUUCAUAUCUUUUUCAUAUCUUCGAAGGGUCUUCGAAGUUAUAAAUACUUCAGUUAUGCGUGAAUAACUGAAGUAUUCAUAACUUGGUCGGUUUCCCAAAACAAACAUGUAAGUCUACCGGUUUGUAACGGCCGCUGCACAGUGUGGGAAUUCGCUCAUUUAGCGGAAUUAAAUUAAUAGCGCUUACAAGUUUAACUUUUUGAGAAUUCUUUUUUUGCAAGAUUAAUUAUAAAUAUAUAAAUAAUGAAAUAUAAUAACAAAUAUUUAAAUAUCUCGACAAAUUUUUUAUGUACAGAGCUCUGAAAGUACAAGUUUUUUGCCUUUCGGUAGACUCAUUUUUAAAAGUACUUUACGGUCACAAAAAAAAAUGUACCAUUUCUUUUUUAUAAUAUUAUUAAAAAAUAAGUAUACAAUAAUGAGUAGAAGUACGAUUAAUAACAUAUUUACACACAUUUUUGAUUUACAGAGCUCUAAAAGUACACGUUAUUGGCACUUUGAUAGACAAUCUUAAAAAAUUAAUUUCGCGCAGAAAAAAAAACUUGUUAUUCAUUUUUGUUGGUAAUAUUUGUAACUAUUGCAUACGAAAAUGAAAAAAGAACUAAUUUUGUAUGCAUAAUUAGCCAAUUUUUUGAUAAACGGAGUUCUGAAACUACAUAAAGGUUAACUGGAAGCAUCGGGUUUUUUGCUUUUUUUGCAGGACUCAUCAAAUUCUUUUUUUUUAUCUUAUGAUGGUCUGCUAUCAUAAUAUGAGAAAGUUAUUUCAUCUUAGACUAUUUACAGUUAAUAGCCUAAGGGCGUUAAAAUUCGCACGAAUUUUAACGCCCUUAGGCUAUUAACAUCCACAAAAAAAUGGCGAAACAAAUGGUGGCGAAUAAUUCGCGUCAUUUUGAGUGUCCAAAAAAGAAAAAAACAACGAAUUCGUUACAACUUAAAAUAACAGAUCUCUUAUAUUAUAAGGAUUUGCCUAUCUUUAAUCCAAAAGUCUUCAAAACCCAAAACAAUCCACAAAACUGAAGACGAAAUAACCAGAUGCCAAAAUAAACUAAAAGCGAAAUGGACCUUGACGAAACAACUCAUUGGACUUGUAAUGAAAAUGCGAAAUAAAUAAAAAUCAAGAAGACACAAGGCGAAGUUAUAGUUGGGCGAAGUGAUCGAAAUA
Episyrphus balteatus (marmalade hoverfly) is the source of this 18748-nucleotide messenger RNA. RefSeq lists its product as uncharacterized. Bases 1490 to 4252 code for a protein of 920 amino acids. Gene Ontology annotation, biological process: proteolysis. Gene Ontology annotation, molecular function: nucleic acid binding; zinc ion binding; aspartic-type endopeptidase activity. The record is from RefSeq and is a predicted model, not a curated record. NCBI's taxonomy places the organism in Eukaryota, Metazoa, Arthropoda, Insecta, Diptera, Syrphidae. The transcript has 2 exons.